AUGACCCUUACCCUGCCUCCUACGAUGAAGGCUGUCGUCUGGACCGGGCCCAACAAGGUUGAGGUCAAGCAGAUUCCUACUCCCCAGAUUGUUGACCCAACCGAUGUCAUUAUUCGAACCACCACCAGUGGCAUUUGCGGCUCAGACCUCCACAUCUACCGCGGCCACCUUCCUGUCCCGGAGGGCUACCCCAUCGGCCACGAGGUCGUUGGAGAGAUCGUUCAAGUGGGCAGCGAUGUCAGGAAGUGGAAAGCUGGCGACCGCGUCAUCGCCCCCUUCAGUGCCUCGUGCGGUGACUGCUUCUACUGCAGGAAGGGCGAGACUGCCCGUUGCCAGAAGGGCGCCGUCGACGGCGGUGGUCAAGCCGAGUACAGCCGCCUUCGCUUCGCCGACGCCAUGCUGUUCGCACAGCCGGACAACGUGCCAGAGGCAUCCCUCGUCCUGUUGGCCGACAUCCUCCCCACUGGAUACUAUUGCGCUUCCAGCGCCAAGCGCAUGAUGGUUGAGGCAGAGGGGCGCUUUGGCGACGACCUGGCCAACCCCGAGAAGACCAAGGAGGGUGUAUGUGUGGUCAUUGGCUGUGGACCCGUCGGUCUCUGUGCUAUCAGCUCGGCUAUCGAGAUGUUUGAGACAGUGUUUGCGACCGACCUCGCUGUUCACCGUCUCGAGGGCGCCAAAGCUCAUGGUGCCAUUGCCCUCCCUGCUGGUGAGCUAGAAAAGGCGGUCCUUGAGGCCACCAAUGGCCGCGGUGCCGAUGCGGUCUGCGAAGUUGUGGGCCACACGAGCGCUUUCGACAAGGCCUUCGAGCUCAUUCGCCCCUUCGGUGUCAUCAGCAGUGCGGGUGUGCACACCCACGAGAUCAAGCUGUCAGGCUGGAACCUGUUCGAGAAGAACCCUCGAUUCCAGUUCGGCAUGUGCAGCUCACAUUACUACUUCCCAGCCGCCCUCGAGAUUCUGAAGAAGAACAGAGACCUCUUCGCCAAGUUUAUCGAGCACAAGAUUCAUAUUGAUAAGGCUGAGGAGUACUACAAGCUCUUCGAGCAGAACAAGAUUGGCAAGACUGUGAUUUCCUUUGACGAGAAGGCCACCUAA
Apiotrichum porosum is the source of this 1092-nucleotide messenger RNA. RefSeq lists its product as uncharacterized. The transcript has 5 exons. The record is from RefSeq and is a predicted model, not a curated record. Gene Ontology annotation, molecular function: oxidoreductase activity; zinc ion binding. The coding region runs from base 1 to 1092 and encodes 363 amino acids. Lineage: Eukaryota; Fungi; Basidiomycota; Tremellomycetes; Trichosporonales; Trichosporonaceae.